AUGCAAGUUCGUGUUUUGCACCCAGGCGAACAAAGUCACCCUGGAGUUCGCCCACCUGGCCGACUAUCUCGCGCAGGGCGGAAGGCUGGUGCUCGGCCCAUUCCUCCUCGGUCAUAUCUACCGCACACUUCACGAUACUUCCAGUUCUGGCUGCAAGCUUACUUCCCAGAGUUGAGGGGAGCGGCCAAUAUUGCAAAUACCGAGCCGUUGGCUAACGCAUUCGCCCGGGCCCCUAGGAAGCAUAAAUUUUUCUAUGGCUUGGUCGAGAGGACCGGGUCGCAGUUCCGGGUGUGCCUUGCUCGGCAGUACCCUUUGUUCCUGGCGCACGACCUCUCCGUGAUUCCAGAUGGUGAGACGGAGAACGAUCUGAAGGAGAUCUCGGGCUCCUUCCUGGUCGCGCGCGACCUUCACUGCGGCCUGUCCAAGGCUGGGGCCGAGGUUUAUUUGCCGAACUUUAUGGCGCGGCAAUUUGGCUUGAUCUGGACGGCACCUCUCGUCUUGGAGGGCCGACGUCGCCCAGCAGCAUGGCGUGGCUGGCAUUUCCUUCCAACUCCAAAAAAGGAUGACCUUCCUUACUCUGACGCCUUGGUUGCGUCGUAA
Prunus armeniaca (apricot) is the source of this 600-nucleotide messenger RNA. NCBI's taxonomy places the organism in Eukaryota, Viridiplantae, Streptophyta, Magnoliopsida, Rosales, Rosaceae. The record is from the annotation of a GenBank genome assembly.